AGACGUAAGCACAAUCCUGAUGGAUUGCUCUACAUUAUUUUUCAACUUCAAAAAUGUGAUAAAGCUCGAUGAUGCAGUGAAAACUACUGUUGUCUGGCUCCACGAUUUCUUUGUAUAAUAAUACUUGCAAGCAUGUGGAUGCUAUCAUAUACUUGAUCAAUAAGGAGAGGAGAUGGCUGAAAACUACAUUAAUGGAGCCUUAUUUUAUGGUAUACAUACGAGUGACCUUUUAUGCAUUUGUUCUUAAUUCAUAAUUUUUUAUUAUCCCUUGCCAUUGUUUGUAACAACUCUUGAACAAAAAAUUUGACAACAUCACGCAGUGGGAGGGAGAUCGCCAUCUCGUGAAAAUGAAUUGGUCUGCAUAGAAACAUUAAUAAACAUUGUGUUUAAUGCCUUAGGUUUUGACACCCCUAAAUGUGGGGAAUUCGCAUUGGGUGUUGGUUCAAAUAGACCUUCGUGCAAAAAUGUUAAGAGUAUAUGACUCCAUGAGAAGUGGAUGGACCGUGGCAUCCAUAAAGGACUUGUGGGAUCGCCUCCCCCACCUCCUACGUAUUAUUACGUGGAGAACGGAAGAUUACGUCACAGACGACCUUUGUUAGUAAUAUACGGACCUGCUCAUUUAGCAGAACCACACCAAUUCAUUCCCAGUAUAUACAGUAUCUGUUUGAAAGAUCCAAGGUCGAAACAUGUAGUCUAUCUUAUGUCAUUUUCCCCGUUUAUGCAGAUAGGGUAUGUUAUUUGAAUUAUUAUUUUUUAUUUGGAACUAGUUAGUUCAAUUUAAAUUAUUAAAACUAUUAAAUUAGUGAGGUUGUUAAUUAAUUAACAGGAUAUUUAACUAAAAACGUGGUGAUGUAAUUACAUUAGUAAAAUUUUUAGGUUUACAAAAUAAUUUAAUUAAAAUUAGUUAGCUAAACGUAGGUUUAAAUGUAGUGAUGUGUUAAUUAAGUAAAAUUAAUUAGUUAAACGUAGGUAUUAACUAAUUAAGUGAGAUUCGUUAAACUUUUGAUAAUAUUAGUUGAAUUUAAAUAUUAGUUAAUUGAAAUGUGUUUAAAAAAAGGUUGUUAAUUAAUUAACGAAAUGACUUAGUUAAAUUUAGUUAAACGUAGGUUUAAUUUAAAUGUAGUGUUAAAUUACUUAAUUUUUUUAUAAUAUUAGAUAAAUUUAAGUAUUAGGUAAUUACUUAUAUUUUGUGCAUUAUUAUUGUGAAUUGUGUGCAUUUCAUUUAAUUUAGUGAAAAUUAGUUAGUUCAUUAUUACGUGAAAUAAAUUACUUAAAAUUAGUUAACUCUUGGUAUUAUUGUUACAUUAAUUACCUUAGUUUUGAACCUGUAUAUUUUUUUAUUAUAAUAUUCAGGCAUAAUGUAUAAACAAAAUAGAAAUUGGAUGUAUGAUAAAGAUGCAGUAUUGUACGGAAUGCAAUCAAAUUUUCUCAAUGGAGUCGGGGAAUUUAUUGAAUUCGCACUUGAACAUCCGACUUAUAUGAGUGGUGAUAAAAUAAGAUGUCCAUGUUCAAAGUGUAAAAAUCUCAAAUUUAAAGACCCACACGAAGUUGGCUAUGAUUUGUACGCGGUCGGUUUUGUUCCCAAUUAUUAUAAUUGGACUUCUCACGGCGAACCUUUGGAUCCAUCUGUUAUACCACAAACGGUAGGUUCGUCUCGUUACGUCCCUCCAGAGAUGAGUGGGUGGGGAGACCGUGCUGAAAUGAGGUGGGAACCAGAAAUGGUAUAUGACGCAUACGGUGUAUCGAUGUCUCAGUUCAACCCCCCACAACCAUCUAACGACCCCCCUGAAGCCUCGACCUCGUAUCAACCAGAUGCGGAUGAAAAUCCGUCAUUUUAUCAAUCUUGUGUGGAUGAAGGUUUGGCUGAGAGAUUUCAGGAUGUUCUAAAAGCUGCCGACCAACCUCUGUAUGCUGAUUGUGAGGGAUACAAUCAGCUAUCCGCCGUUACAGAGUUUAUGAACAUAAAAGCCGAAUACAGUCUCCCUGAAACUUGAAUGAAUAGAGUCUUGCAGUCAGUAGGAGGGAUGCUACCGCGUGAUCAUACCCUUCCCGAUUCAUAUUACCACAUGAAGCAGUUAAUGUCUAAGUUGGGGCUACCUUGUGUCAAAAUUGAUGCAUGCCCGGAAGGAUAUAUGUUGUUCUGGAAGGAGGAUGGGACACUUGAGUUCUGCAAGUUCUGUGAUGGAGACAGAUACAAACAUGUUCCUCAAAGUAAAAAGAAACCACGACAUAGGUCGGCACUGUCUAAACUGUAUUACCUCCUAAUAGCUCCUCGACUGCAGAGGAUGUACGCUUCGACUGCUAGUGCGAAACACAUGACUAGGGGUGCAAAUGAGCCGAGCCGCUCGUGAGCCGCUCGCGAGCCGCUCGGUCAAAGCUCGAAUCGGGAUCGGUCAAAUUCGAGCUCGAGCCGAGCUCGAGCCGGCUCGUUAAGCAGUCGAGCCCGAGCUCGAGCCUUCUAAUUUCAGGCUCGCUAGCUCGCGAGCCUAAUUUUAUAUGUGAAUAUUUAUAAUAUAUAUAUAUAUAUAUAUAUAUAUAUAUUAUAUAAUCAUAUAUAAUAUAUUACUAUGCAAUAUAAAUUAAUAUAUAAUGUAUACUGUUAUAAUGUACGGAGUAAUAUAUAUGAUAUACUCCCUCCGUCCCCUUUUAAAUGUCUCGAAAGAGUAUGACACGAGUUUUAAGAAAAGUGGGUUUGUGUGAUUGAUAUUAAUUGAUAAAGUAAGAAUAAAGUAAAAAUAAUUUUGAACCACACAAACUUUACCAAAUAAGGUAUGAGACAAUUAAAUAGGGACAUCCCAAUAUGGUAAAACGGGACAUUUAAAAGGGGACGGAGGGAGUAUAUAAUAUAUACUGAUUAGUAAAAUUUUAUAAUAUUUUAGGCUUAGGUCGUUACUACUCAGUAGAAAAACUUAGAAUGGGCCGAUGACAGUGAAUUUUUACUACGGACUCAUUAUGGAGCAUCAUAAUGGUUAUCGAGCCUCGAGCUGAGCCGAGUCGAACCGAGCCUUCUGCGAGUCGAGUUCGAGCCGCGAUUUUUGAUAAGCGUUUUAUUAACGUAUUUUAUAUAUUCAUCUUAAAACGCUUUUAUGUUUAAAAAGAAUAAAAUCUUCACACAUAUGCCUCGUUUUGCUAGAAGUUCUUUAAAUCAACAAAUGGAUCAAAUGCAAGGAUGGUAGAAUACGCACGAAGAAACCGACGGAAAAAGGUCAACCAAACGCAUCCCGAGGAACAAAUAAAGACCACAAAAAAACCCAAGACAGACGAAAGCCGCCCGGUUUAUGCCAAAGGCGGCCGGCCUUUGGUCCCCAAGCUUAUUUUCGCAUCCACAGCUGAAAAAUCUGAUCCGGAGCAAGAAAGGACGAAAGCCGCCCGGCUUUCGUGAACACCGGCCGACUUUUGGUCGCCGAAGGAAUUGUUCAGAAUUUAAUUACAAAAGCCGCCCGGCUUUUGUAAAUGGCGGCCGGUUUUCGACCCCUGGAGCGGAGGAGCAGCAUUUUAAACGCGCAAAAGCCGCCCGGCUUUUGCGAAAGUCGCCCGCCUUUCGUCUGGAAUUGAUUAAAACAAGCAACGGUCAUCACAAUCAUUCGAGAGAAGCUCCAAAUCCAAUUAAGGAGCUUGCUUCAUUGUCUAAAAAUGGCCGUUGAAGACCAAAUAUUUAAGUACAUGGAAGCCCUCUCAAGUGAUUAUUCCAUAUUCCAUACACUUUACUUCCAUUUUAGCACUCCAAGAUCAACCCCUUGGUCUUGGGAGAAGUUCUACACUUGGGGAUCCCAUUAUCCACCAUAGCUUUGGAGUUGUGGUAUUAUCUUCUUAUGUAUUUCAUUGUAUUUCAUCAAUUCAAUACUUGUAAUUUCAUUAUGAGUUGCUCUAGCUAAUUUUCCAUAGCCAAGGUUAGGGAUGAAACUUUACGCACUCUAGGUGUUUGAUGUAUGUUCUCAACCAAAUUAUUAUGAUCUUUCCUUUAUAUUUUAAUGUGUAUGACUACGGUGUACAACGUAUGAUUAUAUCGUUGGAUUUAUUUGAGCAAUUAACGUUGAGUUAUAAACCGUGCACUUAAAGGCUAGACAUAUUCUAAUUGUGGAUAGAAAUAUACCUCAAUUGAAUAUGGUGGUUGUAAUAAUGUCCUAAUCUUCAAUGGGGUUAAUUUUAGAUGAAUGUGAACCGUGACGGGAUUCACACGUAGAAUUAAUCACAAUCUCGCUGCCGUAACAGGAGUUAGAAUACUUUAGCGACAUUCCACUCAUAAGAAUUGGUGAAAGAAUAUACAUUAAUCGCUAAGAGUCGUUUAGGAGUAAUCCCGAACCCUUGGUUGCUUUUAUUAUCACUUGAAAAACCAAAAAUCUUUACUCUUUUACCAAGUCUUUUACAAAUUAUUUUCUCAAUUUUUGAAUCAUAUAAACAACGUUUCCUCGUGUUCGACUCGGUAUUUUUACCGGAUUUUAUUACUACAUCGGCACUUGUACACUUGCAAGUUUAAGCCGAUCAAGUUUUUGGCGCCGUUGCCGGGGAAGCGGUUUUGUUUUAUACGGUUCAACAAAAUUCCUGAAUUUUCCCUUUACAUUUCACUUGGUUUUGUUUUGAAUUUUGUUGUGUAGACAAGCUCUUAGUGCAUGCUAUUGAGAAGUCAAGGCUCUACAAACCUUGAACCUAUCAAUCUUGAGAUUGAGAGAGCUUGUAGAAGGAAUCGGAAGAAGGAAGCAAGAGUACCAACAAUGCUUCCCACACUCAAUGAACGGAAGAGGCCCGUUAUUGCCACCACUCCUUCUUGCAUCGUUCUUAGCGAGGCGGCACGGGACUAUGAAUUGCGGAAUAGCUACUUCAAUGCUAUGCCGCACUUCUAUGGACAACCGGGAGAGAAUCCAUUAAAUUUCAUUACCGAAUUUUAUGGGUUCAUUCAAGGUGUGCCUAGGAAUGGGCUAAGUGAAGGAGACCUUAGGCUCAAAUGCUUUCCUUACACCUUGAAGGGAGCGGCAAGAGGGUGGUUUCUAGAGCAAACACCGGCAUCCUAUGCUACUUGGGAUGAAAUAUACAAUGUUUUCAUCUCCAAGUACUACACUCCCACAAUGACGCAAGAGCUACGACAACGAAUCUUCAACUUCAAACAACAAGUUGGAGAACUUUUUCAAGACGCAUGGAGGCGUUUCAAGUCUUUGUUGAAGGAAUGCCCUCAUCACCGCAUCCCUCUUGACCUUCAAAUAGACACUUUUUACAAUGGCUUGAACCCAUCUUGUCAAGCUAUUGUAGACAAUCGAGCGGAGGGGUACAUCGGAAACAAAACGGAGACGGAAGCUUUGAGGAUUCUUGAGUCCAUUGCUUCAAAUCCUCAACUACAAGGAGGAGACAUCAAGGUGGCGGGAGUGAAUGAAAUCUCUAUCACUCAUGAACUUGACAAGAGGUUUAAAGAGUUUCAAACCAAAAUGCAACAAAAUCUACAAGCAUCAAUUCACACAGCUUUACAAGCCGUUAUUGGAGGGGCUCAACAAGUGGCAAAUGUGGAGAGUGUCUCCAAUGUGGAAGGUAACUCAUCUCAACAUCUUGAGGAUGUUAGUUACAUGAACUCUUAUGGGCAACGAGGAAACCAAGGAGGAAAUAACUUCUCCAACAAUCAACAAAGGUAUAAUCAAGAAAACAAUUAUAGACCGCAAGGUAAUCCUUCAAGCCAUCAACCCGGAGUUCCUACAUUUGGCCAAUCCAAAGAACCUACCAUGGAGGAGAUGAUGAAGCUUCUCACAAAAAAUGUUGCUAGCAUCAAAACUCAAAAUGAAGAAAAUCAUAGUAGAAUGGAGGCAUCCAUUGGGAAUCUCCACAAUCAAUUCACUAAACUUGACAUGCGUUUUGAAGAUCAAAACCGGAAGCUAAAUCAACGCAUGGACAAUAUUGAACAAUAUACCAAGUCCUCUAUUCAUAACUUGGAGGUUCAAAUUGGCCAACUUGCUCAAGAAAGGACAACUAGGGAGCAUGGUAGAUUUCCUACUACAACGGAAGUCAACCCGAGGGAGAAUGUUAUGGCUAUCACUUUGAGAAGUGGUAAACAAAUGGAAGGGCCAACAAUUGAAGAAGAGCCCAUUGAAAAACAAAGCGAAGAAGAGCAUAUUUCACCACCAUCCAUGACGGCUUAUGUUCCACCAAUUCCUUACCCACAAAGGAUGAAGAAGAAAGAUGAUGGAAAGCAAUACAAAAAGUUCCUAGACAUCUUCACCAAAUUGAGCAUCAACAUCCCCUUUGCCGAGGCCAUUGCCGAAAUUCCUUCUUAUGCAAAAUUUUUGAAGAAUAUUCUUAGCAACAAAAAGAAGUUGGCGGAUUUUGCUACCGUAGCACUCACGGAGGAAUGUAGUGCUAUUCUUCAAAACAAAUUACCUCAAAAAUUGAAGGAUCCCGGGAGCUUUACCGUUCCUUGUUCUAUUGGAAGCUUAGGGGAGGUAAAAUCCCUUUGUGAUCUUGGAGCUAGCAUUAACCUUAUGCCACAUUCUCUAUUCAAGAAACUUGGUGUGGGGGAACUUCAACCUACAACUAUAGCUCUCCAAUUGGCGGAUAGAACCAUCCGUUAUCCUAUUGGGGUAAUGGAAGAUGUUCUUGUGAAGGUUGGAAAAUUUUAUUUUCCGGUGGAUUUUCUCAUUCUAGAGAUGGAGGAAAUGGAAAUUCCGGUGAUUCUUGGAAGAUCUUUCUUGGCCACGGCGGCCGCUCUUGUUGAUGUGAAGAAUGGAAUUGUGAAAUUCCGUGUUGGGGAGGAGGAGCAAGAAUUCCAUGUUUGGGAUUCCUUGAAGAAACACCAUGAUGAUUCUACAUGUUUUAGUAUCAAUAUUUUUGAUACUUUGACACAAGAAGUUUUUGAGAGGGAAAUACAUGAAGAUCCUCUUGAGGCAUGCAUGAUGCUAGGAUGCACCGAAGAUGAAGAAAUUCCUGCACUUUUUGAAGAAGUGAUGUACCUUCAAGCCGGAGGCUCUUACACCAAAUUCCGUCCUAAGUUUGAAGAACUUGGUGCAAGGAAGUCUAGCCAAAAAUCUUCAUGUGAAGUUGCUUCAAGGCCUACUCUAAAACCUCUUCCGGGUCAUCUCAAGUAUGCAUUUCUUGGAGAUGAUUCUACAUAUCCGGUGGUAAUUUCUUCUACACUCACCUCUUUGCAAGAAGAAAAAUUAUUGAGAAUUCUAAGGGCUCACAAGUCCUCUAUUGCUUGGUCCUUGGCGGAUAUUAAGGGUAUUAGCCCUUCUCUUUGCAUGCACCGGAUUCUCAUGGAGGAGAAUCACAAACCUACAAUUGAACAUCAAAGGAGAUUGAAUCCCAACAUGAAGGAGGUAGUCAAGGAGGAAGUUCUCAAACUCCUUGAUUAUGGCAUUAUUUAUCCCAUUUCGGAUAGCAAUUUCGUUAGCCCCGUUCAAGUGGUGCCCAAGAAAGGAGGAAUUACCGUUGUGGCUAAUAGUAAGAAUGAAUUAAUUCCUACUAGGAUGGUCACCGGUUGGAGGAUGUGUAUUGAUUACCGGAAAUUGAACACCGGCACUAGGAAGGAUCAUUUUCCUCUCCCAUUCAUGGACGAAAUGCUUGAACGUGUUGCGGGUCAUGAAUUUUAUUGUUUCUUGGAUGGAUUUUCCGGCUAUUUUCAAAUAGCUAUCUCACCCGAAGAUCAAGAGAAGACCACAUUCACUUGUCCUUUCGGCACUUUCGCUUAUAGAAGAAUGCCGUUUGGUCUUUGCAAUGCCCCGGGGACCUUUCAAAGAUGUGUCAUGGCCAUUUUUUCCGACAUGGUAGGAGGUUUUAUGGAAGUCUUCAUGGACGACUUUUCUGUUUUUGGAGACUCUUUUGAUGCUUGUCUUCUUCAUCUUGAGAAGGUUUUGAUAAGAUGCAAGGAAACACACUUGGCUCUCAAUUGGGAGAAGUGUCAUUUUAUGGUGACCGAAGGCAUAGUCUUGGGACACAAAAUUUCCUCCCAAGGCAUUCAAGUUGAUCAAGCCAAAGUGGAAGUUAUUGAGAAGUUACCUCCACCUCAUUCGGUGAAAGCCAUCCGGAGCUUCUUGGGACAUGCCGGUUUCUACCGGCGAUUUAUCAAUGAUUUUACAAAAAUUGCAAAGCCACUUUGUGAUUUACUUGCCAAAGAUGCUCACUUUGAUUUCACUCCACAAUGUCUCCAAGCUUUCAACACUCUCAAGAAGGCUCUCACUACGGCCCCAAUCAUUAUCUCACCGGAUUGGUCACUACCUUUUGAACUCAUGUGUGAUGCUAGUGAUCAUGCAAUUGGUGUUGUUCUUGGGCAAAGGAAGGAGAAGAAGCUCCAUGCCAUCUAUUACGCUUCUAGACUACUCCAUGAUGCGGAGUUAAAUUAUGCCACUACCGAAAAGGAGUUCUUAGCCGUUAUUUAUGCUUUUGAUAAAUUUCGGUCAUACCUCAUUGGACAAAAGGUGAUUGUCUAUACCGAUCAUUCCGCUAUCCGGUAUCUCAUGAGCAAGAAGGAUGCAAAACCAAGAUUAAUUCGUUGGGUAUUAUUACUACAAGAAUUUGAUCUUGAAAUUCGGGAUAAAAAGGGGAGCGAAAAUCUUGUUGCAGAUCACCUUUCCCGUCUCGAAGCUAACACCACAUCCCACAAGGAAGUUAUUCAUGAUGAUUUUCCUUAUGAACAAAUCAUGGUGGUUAGUGGAGUACCAUUACCUUGGUUCUCGGAUUUUGUGAACUAUCUUGCCAAGGAAAUUCUUCCUCAAGAAUUCACAUUUCAUCAAAGAAAGAAAUUCUUGAAUGAUGUCAAACAUUAUUAUUGGGAUGAACCUUACCUCUUCAAGCAUUGUGCGGAUGGUAUCAUACGAAGGUGUGUGCCCAAUGAGGAAAUGCUACCCAUCCUUGAGCAUUGUCAUAAUCUCCCUUGUGGAGGUCAUCAUGGUCCCGAUCGGACCGCCGCCAAGGUACUUCAAUGUGGAUUUUUCUGGCCUACUUUAUUCAAGGAUGCUAGGAGCUAUGUUCAAGCUUGUGAUCGUUGUCAACGAACCGGUAAUUUGAGCCGGAGGAAUGAAAUGCCACAAAAUAUGAUGCUUGUGGUCGAAAUCUUUGAUGUUUGGGGGAUUGAUUUUAUGGGACCUUUUCCCAAAUCCCAUGGCAAGGAGUAUAUACUUGUAGCGGUUGACUACGUCUCCAAGUGGGUGGAAGCAAUAGCCUUGCCGGAUAAUACCGCCAAGUCGGUGGUAGAUUUUGUGAAGAAGAAUAUAUUUUCAAGGUUUGGUGUCCCGAGAACCAUUAUUAGUGAUAACGGUACGCAUUUCAAGAAUGCUCACUUCACCGGUCUUCUAAAGAAGUAUGUGUGCCUUUUCAAAAGUGGAGCUACUUACCAUCCUCAAACAAAUGGUCAAGUAGAGGUCUCUAACAGGGAAAUCAAAUCUAUCCUUGAGAAGACGGUCAACUCUUCUCGGAAGGAUUGGUCUUUGAAGCUUGAUGACGCCUUAUGGGCAUAUCGAACGGCAUUCAAAACGCCUCUUGGUAUGUCUCCUUAUAGGCUUGUUUUUGGGAAGCCUUGUCACCUUCCGGUGGAGCUAGAGUACAAAUCUCGUAGGGCAAUUUCUCAACUCAACUAUGAUCCAACACUUGCAAAGGAAAGAAGGCUAUUACAUCUUGACGAGCUAGAUGAACUACGGAGGGAGGCUUAUGAGAAUUCCCGCAUUUACAAGGAGAAAGCCAAGGCGUAGCAUGACAAGAACAUUUGUCGAAGGGAAUUCCAAGUUGGGCAGAAGGUGCUCCUUUUCAACUCAAGACUCCGGUUGUUUCCCGGAAAAUUGAAGUCCCGGUGGUCGGGACCUUUCACCAUCACCGAAGUCCGACCAUAUGGAACUAUGAUGAUCAAACAAGGUGACAAUGAACCUUUUGUUGUCAAUGGUCACUGCUUGAAGCACUACAUGGAACACCACAACACCUCUGCCACCAUCUCUUGCCCCUUGAAGGAUUGAUCACGAAGACGUCCGGCCAAUGACGUUAAAGAAGGCGCUUGUUGGGAGCCAACCCAAUUUCAUAUCCUUUUUAUUUACAUGUUUGUCUUUCAUUAUGCUUUUAUACUCUUAUUGCUUGUGGACGAUGCAAUUCAAGUGUAGGGGGAGAAGCAAAGCAAAGAAAUGUGAAGUUUCAAGGCAAAUUUUGAACAAAGUGGGCGGAAUUAGCAAAGGCAUCGAAACCCGCCCGGCUUUCGCGAAAGCCGCCCGGCAUUCGGUCGCCGUAGGUUAAUUCCAUUUAUUCAGAUCGAAAACUGCCCGGUUUUCCCGAAACCCGCCCGACUUUCAGGUCUGCUUCCCAGGUAUUUUUCUCGCACACGAAACCCGCCCGGUUUUCGGGAUUGUCGCCCGGCUUUUGGGCGCCGAAGGUAAUUCCAGAUUAUUUAAAUCGAAAGUCGCCCGACGUUCGUGUAAGCCGCCCGGCUUACGGGUUCUGGGAACAAUCUGUUUAACCGAAAGCCGCCCGGCUUUAGCAUAUGUCGCCCGGCUUUCGGGGACGAGUGUUUUAUUACCUGUUCUGUUUAAACACAAACACACGCACACAACGCCCAAAAGACGCCCGGCGAACGAGAGAGCUCGAACGACAACCCCCAUUCUUCACGUUUCUUCUCCUCUUUCAAGCUCAAAACAGGUAUUUCUCCAUCUCCUUCGCUUCUUAAACUCAAUUUCAUAGCUUUUUUUCUUCAUUUAAUCGAUAGAAUUGGUUGUUCUUCCCAAAUUUCGAAUUUUAGGGUUUAUGCAAAUUGAUAGCUUUUAGGCCUAAUUCAUUGCAUGAUAUCUUGUUAUUGUUGCCUAUAUUGCUUGUAUGAACCAUUUCAACCUCUUUUCAAGUAGUUAUUUUCAACAAUUUGAAUUUUUUGCUAUUUGGUCAAAAUUGGGGGCUUAGGGUUCGAAAUUCUUGUUCAAAUUUGGAGAUUUUCAAUUGAAUUCUUGUGAUUAAUUGUUGUUGAGUAAAGUUGUGAUUAUGUUGUCAUGUUAAAUUGUGAUUAAAGUCAAUUUUUAGGGGAAACUUUGUCAAAUUUUUAAGAAAAUUGACUAGAAUUGUUUGAGUUUGUAGGUUCAAAUGGCUCCAAAGGGGAAGUCCGUUAGCACCGAGGCUGGCCCGAGCAAUCCCAAGCGGGCAAGGAACAACAAGGCACCCGCGGCCUCCUCCACCAUCUUGCCUUCUAGCCGGUUUGUCAACACCAAGUGCUAUGAACGGUACUUGGAAUCUAGGGACAACGAUUUCGUUGUUGAGAAGACGGUGUCACAACCUAUUGACCACGAGUACUGGCUCACCGAGGCCUUCGCUAAUAUCGAUUGGGAGCCGGUGCUACAUCUUGACGGCACCUUCUACCCGGAGCUCGUCAAGGAAUUUUUCGCAAAUAUUGAGGGAAAUGGCCCCCAAAAGAUGAUUGAGAGCCGGGUCAAAGGGGUAAAAAUCACUAUCACAAAUGACCUAUUGAGAUCUCAGUUUCACAUCACCAACCACGGCAUUCCUUUCGCCCCUUCCCAAGCCGGAGCAAUGAAUAGCGACGUUAGCUACAACCCCUUGGAUGCGAUGCAAUAUUUCGGCUUGCAAGGACACGAGCUUAUGACCAAGAACCUUGGUCAACCACACAUCCGGGCCCGGCUUUUGAUGUACCUCUACUCAUUCAACGUCAUGCCGAGAGCAAGUGGUUACAACAAAAUUCGAAACGCCGACCUCUACUUCGCGUAUAGGAUGCUUGCCGGGCUUGGACGUUGUGAGGGGAUUCCUCUAUCAAGCAUCAUCAUCAAACAAUUGUGGAGCGCGGCUUUGAGCAACAACCAAGAUAAGGCCUUCAUUUUCCCUAUUUUACUAUCUAACAUUUUUGAGCAUUUUGGUGUUAGCUUUAGAGGGGAAGAAGAACGCGACACACACGCCGUGCUUGAUGAUAGUGUCAUGAUACACCUUCGCUAUUUCCAACCGCCGCACGGAGGACCAUGGAGGUGCGUGGAGAGAUUCCAUAGAGUCGUGCCCGAAGAAAAUGAGGAUGAGAUGAUGGAAGGUGGAGAGCCCGAAGGAGGUCAUGCGGAGCAUCACGAAGAGGCACCUCACGUACCUCAAGCCGGAACUCAUUACGACAUGGACUAUUUGACCGAACAAUUUGGUCAAAUUCAUACGGAGCUUGCGGUUCAUCGACGGGAUUUGCGGGACCAAAGGCGGGCUAUUGAAGGCAUGGGGAGUCAUCUUUGGAACAUGAACUACUAUUGCCAAGAGUUAGGGCGGCAUUUCAGCAUUCCACCACCGCCACCUUAUGACCCGCACUUUUAUUUCCCUCCCCAAGGAGAUGGAAAUGAAGGAGAUGAGUAGGUUAUGACAAGGGAAGUGUACUAAAAAUACUAAACUUGAACCACCUUUUCUUUGUCUCUCUUUAAACUCCUUGUGCUACUUUUGUGCCUAUUAUGUGUUGUUUGAUUGCUUAUUUUCUUGCUUUGCAGUUAAUUACUCUUGUGCUUCACAUUGGGACAAUGUGGAAUAAGUGUGGGGGGGUGACUUUAUACUUGAAAAAAAUGUGCAAGGUUUUUAUUUGAAAAAAAUUGUUCAUUUUUGGUCCAUAUUUUUUUGAAAAAUAUUUUAGCAAAACCCUUGUCCUUCAAACCCUUUUUCAAAAGAAACUUUUCUUAAAGUUUUGCCUUAAUAUUUUCAUAAAAAGUUUUGAAAUUUGCUUGAGGACAAGCAAAGCUCAAGUGUGGGGGUAUUUGAUAAGCGUUUUAUUAACGUAUUUUAUAUAUUCAUCUUAAAACGCUUUUAUGUUUAAAAAGAAUAAAAUCUUCACACAUAUGCCUCGUUUUGCUAGAAGUUCUUUAAAUCAACAAAUGGAUCAAAUGCAAGGAUGGUAGAAUACGCACGAAGAAACCGACGGAAAAAGGUCAACCAAACGCAUCCCGAGGAACAAAUAAAGACCACAAAAAAACCCAAGACAGACGAAAGCCGCCCGGUUUAUGCCAAAGGCGGCCGGCCUUUGGUCCCCAAGCUUAUUUUCGCAUCCACAGCUGAAAAAUCUGAUCCGGAGCAAGAAAGGACGAAAGCCGCCCGGCUUUCGUGAACACUGGCCGACUUUUGGUCGCCGAAGGAAUUGUUCAGAAUUUAAUUACAAAAGCCGCCCGGCUUUUGUAAAUGGCGGCCGGUUUUCGACCCCUGGAGCGGAGGAGCAGCAUUUUAAACGCGCAAAAGCCGCCCGGCUUUUGCGAAAGUCGCCCGCCUUUCGUCUGGAAUUGAUUAAAACAAGCAACGGUCAUCACAAUCAUUCGAGAGAAGCUCCAAAUCCAAUUAAGGAGCUUGCUUCCUUGUCUAAAAAUGACCGUUGAAGACCAAAUAUUUAAGCACAUGGAAGCCCUCUCAAGUGAUUAUUCCAUAUUCCAUACACUUUACUUCCAUUUUAGCACUCCAAGAUCAACCCCUUGGUCUUGGGAGAAGUUCUACACUUGGGGAUCCCAUUAUCCACCAUAGCUUUGGAGUUGUGGUAUUAUCUUCUUAUGUAUUUCAUCAAUUCAAUACUUGUAAUUUCAUUAUGAGUUGCUCUAGCUAAUUUUCCAUAGCCAAGGUUAGGGAUGAAACUUUACGCACUCUAGGUGUUUGAUGUAUGUUCUCAACCAAAUUAUUAUGAUCUUUCCUUUAUAUUUUAAUGUGUAUGACUACGGUGUAC
Cuscuta epithymum is the source of this 13606-nucleotide messenger RNA. The record is from the annotation of a GenBank genome assembly. NCBI's taxonomy places the organism in Eukaryota, Viridiplantae, Streptophyta, Magnoliopsida, Solanales, Convolvulaceae.